Akanthomyces muscarius is the source of this 1491-nucleotide messenger RNA. RefSeq lists its product as uncharacterized. Bases 1 to 1491 code for a protein of 496 amino acids. Gene Ontology annotation, molecular function: hydrolase activity. The transcript has 2 exons. The record is from RefSeq and is a predicted model, not a curated record. Lineage: Eukaryota; Fungi; Ascomycota; Sordariomycetes; Hypocreales; Cordycipitaceae.
AUGGUGUUGCAGGCCGACACCGACCCCGAGGUCACUCUGGCGCUCAUCCAGUCGGCAAAGUCCAAGUACGCGUGGAACGCCGUCCGCCGCAUCCCCCUGGCCGCAUGGGUCGCCACGCAGCACGCCCUGGGCUGGUCAGAGCAGUCGCAGUAUGUCGACCUCUGGACGCGCCUCGCCGUGGGCGUCGGCCAAUCGUUCUUCUCCGGCCAGGACGGCCCCACGUCCAUUGCUGAGCUCCAGGCCAUGACGCUGCGGCCACGGAGCGUGCCCGGCGGGACCUGGAUCAGCGAGUACACGGCGCCGGCGCCGCCAGAAACGGGCGCCGUCGAUGCCGUCAUGGGCGCCGUCCGUAGCAUGGUCCGCUUCGAGGACGACGUCGCGCGGCUGACGAGGACGCCGGCGCAGGUCUCCGUCGAGGCGGAGUGGACGGCGUACAGGCCCGGCGCCAAAGGGGCGGCGCUGCCAGACAUUCCGGAAAAAGAGAGAUAUAAGGAGAUGAUGAAGGAUGUGACGGACCCGACGACGAUUUUGUAUCUACAUGGAGGCGGAUACUUGAUGCUGGAUCCCAAGUCGCACCGGCCGUUUCUGAAGCAGCUGUGCAAGCGUGCGGGCGGUCGCGGCUACUCUGUGCGGUAUCGUCUUUCGCCGCAAGGAGUGUUUCCGGCGGCGCUGUUGGAUGCGUUUGUUUCAUAUUUGACCUUGCUGUAUCCGCCGCCUGACGCCUUUCACGAGCCCGUUAAACCGCAGCACAUUGUCAUUGCUGGCGAUAGUGCGGGAGGAAACUUGACUCUAUCACUCUUGCAACUUCUUUUGGAGCUGCGACGCAACAGUGUCCGCGUCGCAUGGUACGGCGAGGAGCGCGAAAUUCCUCUCCCCGCCGGUGCCGCCUGCAACUCACCGUGGCUGGAUGUCACGCACAGCCUCAUCCCCCACGGCGGCGACAAGCCGCUCAAGUACGACGUGACAUCGCUACCCGUGCCAGAGACAGGCUGGAUGCCGAACACGCGCGAGGACCACCUUUGGCCGGCCAGCCCUCCGCGCCUCAACAUUUACGCCGACGACCACCUCGUCGCGCACCCGCUCGUCUCCCUCGUGGGCACGCGGCCCGAGGACUGGGCCGGGUCGCCGCCCAUCUACAUCUGCACCGGGUGGGAGCACCUGGGCACGGAGGCGCGCGUGUUUGCGCGCCGACUCGCCACCAAGACGGACGUGCCGGUCGUGUUUGACGACUACGAGGCCAUGCCGCACUGCUUUGCGCUGAUUAUCCCGACCGCGCCGACGGCGGAGCACUGCUGGAAAGGGUGGUCCGGGUUCAUCAAGCGCUGCGUCCACGAGCCCGAGCAGAUUGAGAGCAAGGCGACAAGGAUCAAGCCAAAGACGCUCGUUGAAGAGGUUGUGGAUUUUGAGAAGAUAUUGGAAAUGAGUGAUGAUGAAGCUCGGGCUAUUUUUGACUCGCAAAAUUCACCUUUCAAAGUUGCACCCCGAUUGUAG